AGGUGGGGAGGUGCGAGGCUGGGCGUGGGAAGGCGGGGCGCGCGCGGGGGAGACCCCUCCCUCCCGUCCUUCUGGUGGUGGACCGGUCCGCCGACCCAGAUCUGCUGCCGACCCAGAUCUGCCGCCAAGCCCGGAUCGAAGGCGACAGCGCGGCCAAGGGGGCGCGGCUGGGACAAGCUGGGAGGCCGGGGGCCCGGGGCGAGAAGCGGUGACCCUGUGUAGGGGGAGACAGGAGACUAGAUCCGCGGGCGGAGCAGAGGGAUCGGGGAGCGCUGACCCUGAGCGGACGUGAAGGACCAGGGCUGGGAGCAGGGAACUGAUCAGUACCGCAGGCGCAACGACGCGGAGGGCCCGAGUGUCCCGGGCUGCACCCGGAGCAGGUGGAACGGGUCCUCCCUCCCACCUCCGCUCUCUCACCCGCUUUCGCCCGGCCCCGGUCUCCCGCUCGCAGCCAUGGGCCCCGGCCUGCGCCGCGCACCCGGUGCCCCGAGCCCAGUGCUCUGCGCCCUCGCCUUGAUGGUGGCCGCCGGCGGCCGCGUCGCCUCCGCCUUCAACCUGGACACCCGAUUCCUGGUGGUAAAGGAGGCCAGGAACCCGGGCAGCCUCUUCGGUUACUCGGUCGCCCUCCAUCGGCAGACUGAGCGGCAGCAGCGCUACCUGCUCCUGGCUGGUGCCCCCCGGGACCUUGCUGUGCCUGAUGGCUACACCAACCGGACCGGUGCUGUGUACCUGUGCCCACUCACUACCCAAAAGGAUGACUGUGAGAGGAUGUCCAUCGAGGAGAAAAGUGACCCUGACCAUCACAUCAUUGAAGACAUGUGGCUCGGGGUGACUGUGGCCAGCCAGGGCCCUGCGGGCAGAGUCCUGGUCUGCGCCCACCGCUAUACCCAGGUGCUGUGGUCGGGGUCGGAGGACCAGCGGCGCAUGGUGGGCAAGUGUUACGUGCGGGGCAAUGACUUAGAGCUGGACCGCGGUGAUGACUGGCAGACCUACCACAACGAGAUGUGCAACAGUAACACCGGCUACCUGGAGACGGGCAUGUGCCAGCUGGGCACCAGUGGCGGCUUCACCCAGAGCACCGUGUAUUUCGGGGCCCCUGGUGCCUACAACUGGAAAGGAAACAGCUACAUGAUUCAGCGGAAGGACUGGGAUUUAUCAGAAUACAGUUACAAGGACCCAGAAGACCAAGGAAACCUCUACAUUGGGUACACAAUGCAGGUGGGCAGCGCUAUCCUGCACCCAACGGACAUCACCAUUGUGACUGGUGCCCCACGGCACCAACAUGUGGGCGCUGUUUUCUUGCUGAGCCAGGAGGCAGGCGGAGACCUGCGGAGGAGGCAGGUGCUGGAGGGCACGCAGGUGGGCGCCUACUUUGGCAGCGCCAUUGCCCUGGCAGACCUGAACAAUGAUGGGUGGCAGGACCUCCUAGUGGGUGCCCCCUACUACUUUGACCGUAAAGAAGAGGUAGGGGGUGCCAUCUACGUCUUCAUGAACCAGGCGGGCAACUCCUUCCCUGCCCAACCCUCCCUCCUUCUUCACGGCCCCAGUCGCUCAGCUUUUGGCUUCUCCAUGGCCAGCAUUGGUGACAUAAACCAAGAUGGGUUCCAGGACAUUGCUGUGGGAGCCCCGUUCGAGGGCUUGGGCAAAGUGUACAUCUACCACAGCAGCUCCAGGGGGCUCCUCAGAGAGCCCCAGCAGGUAUGGAUGGUUCUGGCAUGCUGCCCCCAACCACUGGUUGGGCCUGCCUUCCUUCCCCUGUUGCCCCCAUACCCUAUUGGGCCUCCCUCCUCAGGCCCCACCCCAGAGCCAUCCUACACUGCUAUCCCCUGCUGCCAGGUAAUCCACGGAGAACAGCUGGGGCUUCCUGGCUUGGCCACCUUCGGCUACUCCCUGAGUGGGCAGAUGGACGUGGAUGAGAACUUCUACCCAGACCUGCUAGUGGGCAGCCUGUCUGACCAGAUCGUGCUGCUGCGAGCCCGGCCUGUCAUCAACAUCCUCCAUAAGACCUUGGUGGCCAGGCCAUCUGUACUGGACCCCGCACUCUGCACAGCCACCUCCUGUGUGCAGGUGGAGCUGUGCUUUGCUUACAACCAGAGCGCUGGGAACCCCAGCUACAGGCAAAACAUCACCCUGGCCUACACUCUGGAGGCUGACCGGGACCGCCGCCCACCCCGGCUCCGCUUUGCUCGAAGCCAGUCAGCCGUCUUCAAUGGCUUCUUCUCCAUGCCCGAGAUGCGCUGCCAGACACUGGAGUUGCUUCUGAUGGACAACGUCCGUGACAAACUCCGUCCCAUCCUCAUCUCCAUGAACUACUCUUUACACUUGCGGAUGCCCGAGCGUCCCCGGGUGGGGAUGCGGUCCCUGGACGCCUACCCCGUCCUCAACCAGGCGCAGGCGCUGGAGAACCACACUGAGGUCCACUUCCAGAAGGAGUGCGGGCCAGACAACAAGUGCGAGAGCAACUUGGGGAUGCAGGCGGACUUCGUGACAGAGCAGAUGCAGCGGCUGAGAAGGCUCCAGUACGGCAGAGACACCCGGAAGCUGCUCCUGAGCAUCAAUGUGACCAACUUCCCCAGCCAGAUUCGGGCUGGGGAAGAUGCCCACGAGGCGCUGCUCACCGUGGAGGUGCCUCCCGCCUUGCUGUUGUCCUCAGUGAGGCCCCCCGGGGCCUGCCAGGCCAAUGAAAGCAUCCUCUGUGAGCUGGGGAACCCCUUCAAAAGGAACCAGAGGAUGGAGCUGCUCAUUGCCUUCGAGGUCAUCGGGGUGACCCUGCACACAAGGGAACUUCAGGCACAGCUGCAGCUGUCCACGUCUAGUCACCAGGAUGACUUGCAGGCAAUAACCCUGCCUCUGCUGGUGGACUACAUGCUCCAGGCCUCACUCAGCAUGGUGAGUCACCGGCUACAAAGCUUCUUUGGGGGGACAGUGAUGGGUGAGGCUGGCAUGAAAACUGUGGAGGAUGUGGGAAGUCCACUCAAGUAUGAGUUCCAGGUGGGCCCAAUGGGGGAGGGGCUGGCAGCCCUGGGGACCUUGGUCCUGGGACUGGAGUGGCCUUAUGAAGUCGCCAAUGGCAAGUGGCUACUGUACCCCACGGAGAUCACUGUCCAUGGCAACGGAUCCUGGCCCUGCCAGCCACCAGGAGGCCUUGUCAACCCUCUCAACCUCACUUUUUCUGUCCCAGGGGAUGGGCCGCCAUCUCCACAGCGCAGGCGACGACGGCAGCUGGACCCUGGGAGAGGCCAGGGCCCCCCGCCUGUCAUUCUGGCUGCUGCCAAAAAAGCCAAGUCUGAGACCCUACUGACCUGUGCCAAUGGUCGCGCCCACUGUGUGUGGCUAGAGUGCCCCAUUCCUGAUGCUCCAGUCAUCACCAACGUGACCGUGCAGGCCCGGGUGUGGAACAGCACCUUCAUCGAGGAUUACAAAGACUUUGACCGAGUCAGGGUAAAUGGCUGGGCCACCCUGUUCCUCCGAACCAGUGUCCCGACCAUCAACAUGGAGAAUAAGACCAUAUGGUUCUCUGUGGACAUUGACUCUGACCUGGUGGAGGAGUUGCCGGCAGAGAUCGAGCUGUGGCUGGUGCUCGUGGCUGUGGGUGCGGGGCUGCUGCUUCUGGGACUGAUCAUCCUCUUGCUGUGGAAGUGCGGCUUCUUCAAGCGAGCCCGCACUCGCGCCCUGUAUGAAGCUAAGAGGCAGAAGGCGGAGAUGAAGAGCCAGCCGUCAGAGACGGAGAGGCUGACCGACGACUACUGAGGGGGGCAGCCCCCCGCCCCUGGCCCACCCGGUGUGACUUCUUUCAGCGGACCCGCUAUUAUCAGAUCAUGCCCAAGUACCACGCAGUACGGAUCCCUGAGGAGGAGCGCUACCCACCUCCAGGGAACACCGUGCCCACCAAGA
Molecule: messenger RNA, 3894 nt
Organism: Loxodonta africana (African savanna elephant)
Lineage: Eukaryota; Metazoa; Chordata; Mammalia; Proboscidea; Elephantidae
Gene: ITGA3
Product: integrin subunit alpha 3
Exons: 25
Coding region: 454-3750 (1098 amino acids)
Biological process (GO): leukocyte migration; cell-matrix adhesion; cell-cell adhesion
Cellular component (GO): external side of plasma membrane; integrin complex
Molecular function (GO): integrin binding
Source: RefSeq, a predicted model, not a curated record